Bacidia gigantensis is the source of this 801-nucleotide messenger RNA. RefSeq lists its product as uncharacterized. NCBI's taxonomy places the organism in Eukaryota, Fungi, Ascomycota, Lecanoromycetes, Lecanorales, Ramalinaceae. The coding region runs from base 1 to 801 and encodes 266 amino acids. The transcript is spliced from 2 exons. The record is from RefSeq and is a predicted model, not a curated record.
AUGUCACUGACGUUGUUGAAGGCCUUGACUUGCAAGGUCUACCGACUGCUAGAUGAGGAUCAGUCUCGUCUGCCCCUACCCCAACUCGGCUUGAUGGCCUUCAAAGCAGCCGACGCUGUCAAGGUCCUUUGCGAGCUCUCGUUGCUGCAUUUCCAACUAGGGGUUACUCACAAAUUUGGAAAGCUAGUGACUGACCAGUUGAACCUCCGAUUUUCGAUUGCUCGGGCAAAGGACUGUCCAAGUCCGCUGGCUCCCGAGACUCUACGCUUUCUCGACGAAUCUCUGAUCUACCAUUUUCACGGUGAACGACUCAUCUGGACAAUGAUGAAGAAAGAGCUAUCCGAGGCUUAUACAAAGGAGCACGCCCAGGCGAGUCAGCAUUGGCAAAACCGCGAACUCGAUGGCCAAGAUUUAGCGACGGUGAUCUUGAGCGCUGUCUCCCUUAGCCUGGACUCAUCCACGCCAUGGCUACUGGCGGAAGACCUCUAUCACAAGGAGUAUAUUGCCGGCCGUGAUGCUUGUAAGCGAGAGCCUGCCGGUAGCGGGCAUGGCUCUGCCGAUGAAGAGCUAGACACCUCCAUUGACCGCCAAAAUCGUCCUGCUACAUGUCAGGUCGUUGAACAGGCAUCCUUGAGUCCGUCGGCCCACUCCAGAGCUCGAAAUGUCGAUCCUACUAUUUCUGUACCCCACGCCAACACAGUCAACAUUGAGGCAGACUCUACUCCAGUUGAUCCCUCAAUCCGGCGCCGCAUGAUCAGUUUCUCCGCUCUUGACACCAUGGCAACGAACGAUGCGGGCUAA